Lycium barbarum (goji berry) is the source of this 1108-nucleotide messenger RNA. RefSeq names its product ABC transporter G family member 1-like. Gene Ontology annotation, cellular component: membrane. Bases 1 to 1071 code for a protein of 356 amino acids. The transcript has 3 exons. Gene Ontology annotation, molecular function: ABC-type transporter activity. The record is from RefSeq and is a predicted model, not a curated record. Lineage: Eukaryota; Viridiplantae; Streptophyta; Magnoliopsida; Solanales; Solanaceae.
AUGGAAGGAGGGAGGAGGGUUGCAUGGAAGGUGAUGAGAAGAAUCUCUCUAAUUGCAUCCAUUAAAUAUUUUCAGGGUGGUGAAAUGUUGGAAAAAAGAAGUCAUGCCAGCUUCACAACGCAAAGCCUUGUUCUGACACGGAGGUCAUGUGUGAACAUGUCUCGUGAUCCUGGCUACUACUGGAUGAGAUUCGCUGUUUAUGUAGGCAUUGCUUUAAGUCUUGGCUCCAUCUACUAUAAUGUUGGCUCAAACUAUCGUGCAAUCGAGGAAAGAGGUCUAAUGGUUGCUUUCGUAGUUUCAUUUAUGACAUUUAUGACAGUUGGUGGAUUCCCUUCAUUUGUGGAGGACAUGAAGGUAUUUCAACGAGAAAACUUGAAUGGGCACUAUGGAUGUUUUGCUUUUGUCAUAGGCAACACACUUUCUUCUAUGCCGUACGUACUACUAGUAUCAUUGGUUCCAGGUGCCAUUGCCUAUUUCCUUGCUGGAUUCCAAAAUGGAUUUGGGCACUUUAUCUACUUUGCUUUGGUCCUCUUCACCAGUAUGAUGAUAGUCGAGAGCCUUAUGAUGAACGUUGCAGCUAUUGUGCCUAACUUCCUCAUGGGCAUUGUAACCGGGGCAGGAAUACAAGGACUACAGAUACUAAGUGGUGGUUAUUUUCAAUUACCUAGUGAGUUGCCUAAAGCAAUUUGGAAAUACCCACUGUACUACAUGUCCUUCCACAAGUAUGCUUACCAAGGUAUGUUUAAGAAUGAAUUUGAAGGACUAAAGUUUACAGAUGAUAUGUUCGGAAACAAUCAUAUAAUGAGUGGAGAAGACGUCUUGAGAGAUAGAUGGCAAGCAGAAAUGGGACACUCAAAGUGGGUAGACCUGGUCAUUCUGGUAGGUACAUUAAUUUUGUAUCGUCUGGUAUUCUUCCUUAUUAUCAAGACAAAAGAAAAGGUUGUGCAUGCAAGAAAGGCAUCCACAUCAAUUCUGUCAAAUCGAAGUACACAAAUCAUGGCUAAGUCGUUACCUCCCUCACCUCUCCAUGGACUCACUUUACCUCAAGACAUUCCCACCAACAAUAGAUGAAUUAGUAGUUAGUUCUUCACGAUUUAACACUAUGUUU